AUGGAGAAAUUACAUAUUGUGAGUUGGAAUGUAAAUGGCUGGAAGAAAAGUUGUGAAAUAAUAAAAAAAAAUGGAAUGAGUAUAGAAAGUUUUUUAGAAAAGUUAGAUAUAGAUAUAUUAUGUUUACAAGAAACAAAAACUAAUGAUGGGGUUAUUGAAUAUGAACCAAAUGUGUUAAAUGCACAUUCAGAUAAAUAUGAAACAUAUUGGAAUUGCUGUAUAAAAAAGGAAAAUAGUAAUAAAGUAAAUAAAGGGUAUUCAGGACUAUCUAUUUUUGUAAAUAAAAAAAUACAAACAAUUUGUUCAUCACGCAAUCCUUUUAAGAAUUUUUUUUUUUCUAUAAAAGAUAUAUCAAAAUAUUCAUUUUUUGUGGGAAAAAAAUAUCAAAUAGACAAAUCAGCUAUUUCAUUUUACUUACCAAAUGAUACUAAAUAUAUUAGCAAUUUAAAUGAACUUGAAAAUAAUGUGAAUAAUUUUUUUGGAGAAGGAAGAUUAUUAAUAACUGUUCAUAAACAAUUUAUUAUUGUUAAUACUUAUAUUCCAUAUUCAGGUUAUAGAUAUGAAAAAUUAGAUUACAAAAUGAUGUUUUUGCAUAUGUUAAGAGCAAAGUUAAUUCAGCUUAGAAUAAGUACAGGUUUACCUAUAAUACUCCUUGGUGAUUUGAAUAUAUCAUUUCGAAAUUUGGAUGUACAUUUUCUUAGCAAUUAUAUAAAUUUACAUGACUUGUUAAUAAAAAUUGAUAGUUUUGACUUAAAAGAAAAUAUAAAAAAUAAAAUUCGUAAUGCUUUACCUAUUAUCAUAAAAACUUUGGAAAAUACAGAAAAUUUUAUUAUAAAAAAACAAAAAAAUACACAAAACAUUGAAUCAUAUCAUUUAUUUUUAAAUUUUAAUGGUAAUGUUAAAAAGAUAGGCUCAAAUUUCACAUCGCCUGAAGAAAUUUAUUUCCUUUUUUCUUUAGACCCAUUUUAUGUGGAUGAUAAAUAUAGUCAUUUUCCAAAGGAAUAUUAUUUUUAUUUAGAUAACGAUGUUAGUGAAUUGAAUGCUCAAACAAAAACUAGAGAGCCAAACAUGUCAAAUAUCACGAGUAAUGAUAAUGAAAAUAAUUGGGAAAUGAAUUUGAAUAUUCAUAUUGAAGAAAAUAAUAUUGUGUGGGAUAAAAAUUUCAAACAAAAUUACACCGUCUUUUUGUCGAAUGCUGAAAAAAUGCAUAAAAAUCGUGAACAAAAUAAAUUUUACAAAAUACCCAAUCUUGAAAAUAAGUUGGAGAAUGAGGCACAUAUAAACAGUAAUGAUAAUAAUCUAAGAAAUAAAAUUUUGAAUAGCAAAAAAAUAUUGUGUAAAUAUGAAUUUAAACAUUGCACCAUUAAUGAUAAAUAUAUUGUUAAAAAAAAAAAUGGAAUUUAUUUAAAAUACAUAAAUGAAAUAUUUUUAUCUUUAAAUAUUAUUCUUUCAAAAGAAAAUUUAAUAAAUAUCGCAAAUAAUAUUGGCUAUACAUCCCCAGAAUGUUGUAAUGAUUUUGUAAAUACAUUAAUUUGUGAAGACAAUAUGAUUGAUAUAUUUUCUUAUUUAUAUCCAGACAUGAAUGGAAAGUUUACAUGUUGGGAUACAUAUAAACAAAAUAGAAUAACAAAUAAAGGAUCUAGAAUUGAUUAUAUAUUUGUUGACAGAAUUUUAUUUGAAAUGUUUAUAAAAAAAUAUAACCAUUUAUAUGAUUCUCCAAUAAUUUUAACUAAAGACUUAAAGGAAUUAUUAAAACAAGUAAAAACAGAAAAAGAUGUUACUUUAAACAUCUAUAAUGAUAAAACUGGAAAAAAAAAAAUUCAAAGUAUAAAUUAUGCUAAUGCAUUAAACCAAUUGAGUAAUACUGAUAUAUUGAAUUCUAUCACUUUUAACGGGUUAUAUGCUAAUUAUUUUAACAAAAUUAAAAGGAAAAAAAAACAAAUAAAAUCAGGAAAAAAUAUUAAUAAUGAUUUUAUAUAUGAUGAAGAUAAUAAUGAUAAAGAACUUUUUGAAUUUCAAUUUAAACUUAUAAGUUAUAUUGGAUUUAUUUAUACAUUCCCUAAACUAAGUGAUCAUAUAGCAGUUAAUUGUACUCUUUCUUUUGAAACUGAAAAUAAACAAGAAAAUAAACAAAAUUUCCAAAUAUGUUGUUCAUAUUAUGGUAUAUUUCUUAUCAAAAUAUGUACAUCAGUUUAUCAAUACAUUACAUAUUUACCAUUGUUUUUAACAUCGCCACAACUUUUUUCUUUAUCUUCUUCUAAAUUGUUAAAUUGUGUUCAUAAGUAUAAUAAAAAUUGUUACAAUAUUAUUGAAACACAACCACAUAAAAGAACAAAAAAAAUUACACAAUAUUUUCAAAUUCAAAAAAAAAAAACAUAA
Plasmodium berghei ANKA is the source of this 2379-nucleotide messenger RNA. Its product is annotated as endonuclease/exonuclease/phosphatase family protein, putative. The transcript has a single exon. Gene Ontology annotation, molecular function: phosphoric diester hydrolase activity; DNA-(apurinic or apyrimidinic site) endonuclease activity; double-stranded DNA 3'-5' DNA exonuclease activity. NCBI's taxonomy places the organism in Eukaryota, Apicomplexa, Aconoidasida, Haemosporida, Plasmodiidae. The record is from RefSeq and is a predicted model, not a curated record. Gene Ontology annotation, biological process: base-excision repair. The coding region runs from base 1 to 2379 and encodes 792 amino acids. Gene Ontology annotation, cellular component: nucleus.